AUGUCGGGUGCAUUACUUGGAAUCAAAUGCGUUGAAAUUGUUCCUUCUGAUGGUAGUGAGUUCAUGCCUUUGGACAGAAUUCCUCCACCUAGCUUUGAGUUUGUCAUGACGGGUAAUCGAGCGUUAUUGCUCAGUAUAUGUAUGGGAUGUUUGAUUGUAACAAUGCUCAUAUACUUUUUAAACAAGAUAGAAGCAUUAAAACAUCCAAGAGUUGAGAAUCUUGAGGAACUUGUACUGUUGAAACGGUAUAGCUAUGCAGAGGUAAAGGAAAUCACAAACUCGUUCGCUCGAGAAAUUGGGAGAGGAGGAUUCGGAAUUGUCUAUGAAGGAAACCUCAGUGAUGGCCUCAAGGUUGCAGUGAAGGUCUUAAAGGAGUCAAAGAAAAACGGUGAAGAUUUCAUUAACGAAGUGGCGAGUAUGAGCAGAACAUCUUAUGUUCAUAUUGUUUCUCUGCUUGGAUUUUGCUAUGAAGGGUCCAAAAGAGCAAUUAUAUAUGAAUUUGUGGAGAAUGGAUCACUUGAUAAGUUCAUAUCGAGCGAGGCCUCGCUGCGCGUUGACCUGAGAAAACUAUAUGAGAUUGCGCUUGGAGUUGCACGAGGCCUUCAGUACUUGCAUUAUGCUUGCAAGACAAGGAUUGUUCAUUUCGACAUAAAACCACAGAACAUACUAUUGGGAAAAGAUCUUUGUCCAAAGAUUUCUGAUUUCGGACUUGCCAGGCUCUGUGGGAGUAAGGAAAGUAUAUUGUGGAUUUCAGAGACGAGAGGGACCAUCGGGUACAUCGCACCGGAAGUGUUUUCAAGAAUGUAUGGGAGAGUCUCUCACAAGUCGGAUGUGUAUAGUUAUGGAAUGAUGGUUCUUGAGAUGGUUGGAGCAAGAAAAAGAAAUCAUGUAUCCAACAACAGCAGUUCAAUGUACUUCCCUGAUUGGAUCUACAAAGAUCUUGAAAAGAAAGAUUGUAAAAGGCUUCUCGGUGAUCAGAUAACUGAAGAAGACGAGGAUGAAGAGUUUACGAAGAAGAUGGUUCUUGUGGGGUUGUCAUGUAUUCAAGCAGGCCCAUCAGAUCGCCCGUUGAUGAACAGAGUUGUUGAGAUGAUGGAGGGAAGCCUAAGUUCUCUUGAAGCUCCUCCUAAGUAUCUUUUGCAUUUAUCUGCAUCCCCUAUGCCUCCAUCUUCUUGCCCUGAAGACGAGACUUCAGUCACCUCCGAAGAAAGUGCAUAA
Molecule: messenger RNA, 1218 nt
Organism: Arabis nemorensis
Lineage: Eukaryota; Viridiplantae; Streptophyta; Magnoliopsida; Brassicales; Brassicaceae
Source: the annotation of a GenBank genome assembly